Emys orbicularis (European pond turtle) is the source of this 1515-nucleotide messenger RNA. It is a transcript of the gene PPM1J, whose product is annotated as protein phosphatase, Mg2+/Mn2+ dependent 1J. Lineage: Eukaryota; Metazoa; Chordata; Testudines; Emydidae. The record is from RefSeq and is a predicted model, not a curated record. The transcript has 10 exons. Gene Ontology annotation, biological process: protein dephosphorylation. Gene Ontology annotation, molecular function: protein serine/threonine phosphatase activity. The coding region runs from base 1 to 1515 and encodes 504 amino acids.
AUGCUGGGCAGGGUGCGCACGGCGGUGGCGCAGCUGGUGGGGGGCCUGGGCCCCGCGCCCGGCGCUCAGCCCCCUCGGGACUCGCCUGCGCCGCCCCCGGUCCCGCCCGGCCCCAGCGCCUGCCGGGGGCCGCCCGUGGGCGGCGGCUUCUCCAGACCAGCCUUUCUGCAGCUCACCUCGGAGGAGCUGCAGCGGGCGGACGAUCACGCGGGCAGAGCCGUGCAGAGCCCCCGGGAGAGCUGCCGCCGCCUGCCCUGGAGCACCGGCUACGCCGAGGUGAUAAAUGCUGGGAAGAGCCAGCACAAUGAGGAUCAAGCCUGCUGCGAGGUGGUGGUGGUGGACAGGAGAUGCAGUCCGAGGUGUAACCCAGCGCCCAAGGAAUGCACAGGGGAAGCGGAGGGGGGCAGGAAGGACCUUUGCUUCCACUAUUGGGGCUUGUUUGACGGCCACGCUGGCAGCGGUGCCGCUGUCAUGGCAUCCAAGCUGCUUCACCUUCACAUCUGCGACCAGCUCAGGGACCUGGUGGAUAUCUUACAGGACUCCUCCCCUCCCCCGCUCUGCCUGCCGAGCGAUUCCCGGGCACUCCCGGCUGAGCGGAACCGGGCCCCCCUCGCACAAGCGGAUGCAGAGCUCCGCAAUGAUGCCCUGCCCCGAUUCCACCUGGAGAAGGCAGUCUCUCACGAAAGCCUGGUGAUCGGUGCAAUCGAGAACGCCUUCAAGCGGAUGGAUGAGCAGAUUGAGCGGGAGCGGACGACCCGGCUCGUGGCAGGAGGCUGCUGCGCCCUGGCUGUGGUUUACCUCCUGGGGAAAGUCUACGUGGCAAACGCAGGCGACAGUAGGGCCAUUAUCAUCCGUAACGGGGAAAUCAUUCCAAUGUCCAGGGAGUUUACUCCAGAAACAGAGAGGCAGAGGCUACAGUUUUUAGGGUUUUUGAGACCUGAGCUGCUGGGGAAUGAGUUCACGCACCUCGAGUUUCCCCGGAGAAUUCAGCACAAGGAACUGGGGAAGAAGAUGCUGUACAGAGACCAGAACAUGAAUGGCUGGGCCUAUAAAAGGAUAGAAGAGGACGACCUGAAGUUUCCGCUUAUCUACGGAGAAGGUAAAAAGGCACGGGUGAUGGCAACAAUCGGGGUCACGCGGGGCUUAGGAGACCACGACCUCAAGGUGUACAACUCCAAUAUCCACAUCAAGCCUUUCCUCUCCUGUGUCCCUGAGGUCAGAGUUUACGACCUGACGCAGUACGAACACUGCCCUGACGACGUGCUGGUCCUGGGCACCGACGGGCUCUGGGACGUGACCAAUGACCGGGAGGUGGCUGACGUGGUCACGGAAGUGCUGAUGAGCUACGAGCCAAACGACCCCUGCAGGUACACCAGGGCCGCCUACAAGCUGGUGGUGAGGUCCAGAGGGGUGCUGAAGGAGCGAGGCUGGCGGCUGGCCAACGACAAGCUGGGUUCCGGAGACGACAUCUCCGUCUUCGUGAUUCCUCUGGGCGGCCCCGGCAAUUACACGUGA